AUGAGUGGAAUUAAACGAACUUUGAGUGUUGAAGAUAAUUUCCUAAUAACAGAUAUUAAUAAUGAACAACCAACAAAUUCAAACAGUUCUCCAGAUUCAAAAAAACUCCGGCGUACAUCAGUAAAUUCUGAAAAUGAGGAACAAACUCAAAUAAUUGAACAAGAAAAUGGCAUUAAUAAUGGUCAUUCAACAAGUCAAUCCGAAACCGAAGAACACGAAAUAGAUAACAAUUUAGAAGACAACUCUUCUGAUUGUUCAGUUAUUCCAGCCGACUUUGAUAAUGGAACAGAUGAUAUUUAUCGAUAUGAUGGUAUCAUUAUUUUUCAUACUCAUAUCCCACCGCGAGGACGAUAUGCUCAAGUAUCAAGUGAACCAUCCAUAAUACGAACGUUUGCAUGGACACUAUUAGCAUCUAUACAACCAACUUAUGAUAACUCUCAACAUACUCAUACAGAAUCAUUUAGUCUUUUUCUUAAAUGUGAACCAGACAAAAAAUAUCAUGGUUGGUCUAUAUUUGCUAAAGCUGAAUUAACACUUUUACAUCCAACAAAUACAAAUAAAAAUAUUGUUAGAAAAAUCAAUCAUUUGUUUACUGUACGUUCCGAUGAUUGGGGUUUUCGUCACUUUAAAUCAUUAAAAGAAAUUUAUAGUGAAUAUAUGCACUCGCCAGAUAAUACAAUUCGAAUUGAAGCAAAAAUUCAUGCUGAUCCUCCACGAAAUGUUGAAUGGGAUUCAAAAGGUCAAACUGGUUUUGUUGGUUUACGCAAUAUCGGUGCAACUUGUUAUAUGAAUUCGUUUUUACAAACAAUUUAUUUUACUAAGAAAUUACGCAAGCCAGAUGAAUUUUGUCAGCAUGAUAUUCAAGAAUUUUGUCGAGUGUUACUCGAUAAAUUAGAAUCAAAAAUGGAAGGUACAACAAUGGAAGGUGUCAUUCCAUCACUAUUUCAAGGACAAUAUGUGCAAUAUGUACGAUGCACAAAAGUUUAUCAUGAAUCUCGAGUACAACAAACAUUCUAUGAUGUUCCAUUACAAAUACGAAAUAAUGCUAAUAUUAUAGAAAGUUUUCGAGAUUUUUGUAAAACUGAAAUAUUAACCGGUGAAAAUUUAUAUGAUGCUGGCUGUAUUCAUGGUUUACAAGAAGCAGAAAAAGGUGUCAAAUUUCAACAUUUUCCUCCAGUACUUUGUUUACAUUUAUUACGUUUUGAAUAUGAUUAUAAUUUAUCUCAAAACAGAAAAAUAAAUGAUAGUUAUUCAUUUGAUUAUCAUCUGGAUUUGAGUGAAUUUCUUGAAAAACCAAAUUGUUCAUUAUGUUCAUAUAAAUUAUUAUCAAUAUUAGUGCAUAGUGGAGAUAAUUCAAGUGGACAUUAUGUUUCAUUUAUUAAUCCCGAAUUGGAUGGACAAUGGCUUAAAUUUGAUGAUGAUGUUGUUGCGCGAGUAGCACCAAGUGAUGCAAUGGAAAGAAAUUUUGGUGGAAUACAAGAUGAUGAUGGACGUAUGUAUAAUACAUCCGCUUAUAUGCUGGUUUAUAUACGUGAAGAUUGUCAAAAAGAUAUUUUAUGUGAUAUUAAUCUAGAAGAUAUUCCAGAAAAUUUAAUAAGACGAUUUGAUUAUGAAAAAAAAACACUUUUAAAACGUCGUGAAAAUAUGUUGGAUAAUGAUGAUCUAGUUUACAUACAAAUUAUUUUAAAUACUGAUUUUUAUAUUCAACACGCAGCUUGUUUAAUGGAAAUUGUUUAUGAUAAUUCUGUAGAUUUUCCAAACAAUAAACCUUGGUCACGGUAUAUAAAAGUACGAAGUUCAGAUUUAUUCAGUAUCUUUGCACAACGAUUAGCAUAUGAAAUGGGAGUCAAUCUCAAUGAAGAUAUACGAAUAUGGAUAGUUAAUACUCAUAAAAUUCAUACAAAUCAUCAUCAUUAUCAUUCUCAAUCGUUACUUACUUCUACACUUAUUUAUUGUGAUGAUUAUAAUAAAAAACAGAUUAUCGAUGUAUUUCAACAUCAAAUAUCAAAUCAACAAAUAUUAUCGAUAUUUGUUGAACAAAAAACAUUUCUUAAUGAUGUUUAUCAAUUAUUACCAUUUGAUAAAAAUGAUGACAUAUUAAUAUUUGUUCGUUUAUAUGAUUCUCGAGAUGAAUCUCUUUUGUACAUCGGUCAUUUUCUAUUUUCCAAACAACAAUCACUUCAAAAAUGUUUCAAUGACAUUGCUCUUCGUAUUAAAAAACCAACAUCUUCUUCGACAAAAUUUAAUGUUCAUCAAAGUGUUUCAAAACAUAAUCAAGUUUAUCAAUAUGAAUCCAUAAAAUCAUCAAACUUUGAUUUACCAUUAUCUCAAGCACUUCAUCCAUGUUCAUCUGGUGUCUCAAUUAUAAUUCAAAUAUUGGAUGUGAAUCAAGCACAUAACGAGAAAUAUUCUCUAACUUUAGACGAUUAUUUUCAAAAUCUCUUUAAUCGUCAAGAAUUUCAUUUUUGUAAUCGAGAUAACUUACGAAAUGAAUGUCUUUUUAAAUUAUAUCUUCCAUUGGAAACAUCCAUUAAAGAAGCUAUUAGAUUGAUUGCUGAACGUAUUAACUAUCCAGAAGAACAAAUUAUUAUACAAAAAUCUUCAAAUUCAGCAUCAAUAACCAAUACGACACCUUCAGCGUCAUUAUUACAUAUUAGUAGUGAACAAAAAGUGAAAGAUCUCUAUUCAAGCACACGUUUUACAGUAACAACACCUCGAAAAAUCUUCUUUCAAAGAUUACCGUUCAGUUAUACUGAACUUGAACAUCGUCGUUUAUUUCGUAUAUUUGUUACAAAUUCAACAAAAAAACAUGAGCAACGCGAAGUGCAAUUUUAUGCUAAAACAUCCUCAACAAUAGCUGAUUUUCUUAAUGAAAUUAAACAAUGGAUACCAACGUUAUGUUCUGAGAAUGGUAGUCAACAAUUACGAAUACUUGAACUAACUUUAAACAAUGAUAUAAAUCUUCCAUUUCGUCUUCGUAUAUGUCCAGAUCAAUUAACAAUAGAUAAAUUUGAUAAUUGUUCAAAUCGUUAUUAUCAUUUAGAAGAAAUUAUUUCUGAUGAAAAUGAUCAUAAUAAAGAUUCUGUAUUAAUACCUGUUGCUCAUUAUACGAAAGAAAAUUUUAUACAAAUAACUUUUCAAAAAUUUUUUCCAUUUUUUCUGAAUGUGAUACAUAAUGAAUCAUUUGAUGAUGUUAAACAUAGAUUACAAACCAAAUUAGGUCUUACUAAUCGUGAAUUUGAAAAAUAUCGUUUUUCAAUACUUAAUGGUAGCAAAUUAAUAUCUCGAUGUGAUGACAAUAUGGGACGAAUUAAUUUACGUGAACUGAAAUUGAUACACAAUGCAUGUUGGCUUGGCUUAGAAUUACCACUAAUAUCAAAUCCACGAAAAACUAGAAAAUCACUUUGUUCAGAAAAACCGAUUCGAAUAAACUAG
Rotaria sp. Silwood2 is the source of this 3435-nucleotide messenger RNA. Lineage: Eukaryota; Metazoa; Rotifera; Eurotatoria; Philodinida; Philodinidae. The record is from the annotation of a GenBank genome assembly.